This is a messenger RNA of Salvia miltiorrhiza (redroot sage), 1460 nucleotides long. RefSeq lists its product as uncharacterized. The coding region runs from base 742 to 1338 and encodes 198 amino acids. The transcript has 3 exons. The record is from RefSeq and is a predicted model, not a curated record. Lineage: Eukaryota; Viridiplantae; Streptophyta; Magnoliopsida; Lamiales; Lamiaceae.
CUCCUUCAUUUUUUCAACACAACUUUCACUUCUAUUUCUCAAAAUUCCCAAAUUUCCCCCUCCGAUUCCCCAUUUCCGGCGACUCCCGCUGCUUGCUCCCCUCCGGCGACUCGUCCACGCCGCCGUUUCCACCGCGCCCCUGCUCGCCCCGCCUCGCUCCGCCCCGCGCCGCUCCGCGCCCUGCGCUGCUGCCCGCCCCGCGCCUCGCCGCUGGUCGCCCCGCCUCGCGCCGCUGCCGCCCUGCGCCGCUGCUCGCCCCGCUGCCCGUCCCACGCCGCGCUGCUGCCCGCCUCGCUCCGCCCCGCGCCGCUCCGCGCCCUGCGCUGCUGCCCGCCCCGCGCCUCGCCGCUGGUCGCCCCGCCUCGCGCCGCUGCCGCCCUGCGCCGCUGCUCGCCCCGCUGCCCGUCCCGCGCCGCUGCCGCCCUGCGCCGCUGCUCGCCCCGCCCUGCGCCGCUGCCCGUCCCACGCCGCGCUGCUGCUCGCCCCGCCCCUCCCUGGCGCCGUGUCCUCUGCUGCCAGCGCCGGAUUCCUCCGCCGCCACCGGUCCUCCUCCUCCGCGGCCACCGGUCCUCUUCCUCCGCUGCCUGCGUCCGUCGGAUUGCUCCAUAGGUUAUUAGUAUUGUACCCUCUUUAGAAGAUGAUCCAUGGAAGAGCAGGGGUUACUAUCUGAGGGUUUCAGAUUCAGUGCAUUCGGCCUAUGUGUCGGUAUCCGAUGAAGAUGUGGAGUUGAUACUGAGUGACAUGGUCCAGCUGGGGCAGUUCAUCUACGUGACUUGGCUCGAUUACGGCUCCCCUGUCCCGGUGCUACGUGGCAUCAAACCGAACACCAAGAGGCGGCCUUGUGUGGGUGAUCCUAAGGAUUUGAUUUCUAGUGAUUUCUUGAAUGCCAAGAAAGUGGAAACUAGGACAAAAUCCAAGGGGAAAGUCAAAAAAGUGGUAGGGAGCGAAGAGGGAAGUCUCAGAAGGCUCUCUUUUGGAAAUGGCAAGGUUGGAGGAGGUAUGGAGAGUAGAAGAAUGAGCUUGGAUUCAGCACGACGAGGAUGGAAUUCUAGUGUUCAGAAUAAAAAUGGCGGGAAAGGUUCAUCAAAGUCUAAACCAAAAGACACUUCUUCACCUUCACAUUCUGGCCCUCUUGUCGAUCCUCAACGAUUUAUGGACGUGGAGCAGCAAUUACAGGAUGCAUUAGUGGAGAUAGCACGUCAAAAGGAGGAGAUGAGGCAGAAAGAUGAGCAGACCGAUGCUCGAUUUCAGGCUCAGCAGCGUAUGUUCGAGGAGAUAUUGGCUAGGCUUCCACCUGGACCCACUGGACCCACUCCACCCACUGGACCAUCAUCUUGAUUAUGUUGUGUUUUUGUAUUUUGAAUACUUGAAUAUUUCUAUUAUAUAUUUGUGAACAUUUGAAUAUUUUGUUAAGUUAUGACUAUUCGAAUGCUAAUUUAAAUUUCAUUUGGUGUUUUCGA